UGAUGUGGCCGAACAGCCUCGGCGGUACUUCCGGCUGUAGCGGGGGCGCCGGCGCCACCGAUCUCGGGGGCCUCGCCGCCUCCACCACCUCGGCCUCCGAGCUUUUCGGGCCAGCCGCGUUCGGAGCAUCCGCGGCUGGCCCCUACGGUGCCCUCAAGACCAACCCUUACGUGAGCGCGUUGGGCAUGCCGCCGAUAGAGGCUCUACACUCCACCAUUGGCUACCCCGGUUGUACUCCCGCCGGUGAGUCCUACUACUGUAACCCGAGAAAGCAGCGAAGGGAACGGACGACGUUCACCCGUGCUCAGUUGGACGUUCUCGAGGGACUGUUCUCAAAGACGAAGUACCCGGACAUUUUCAUGCGGGAGGAAGUGGCGAUGAAGAUCAACCUUCCCGAAUCGAGGGUGCAGGUGUGGUUCAAGAAUCGCAGAGCCAAGUGCAGGCAGCAGCAGAAGCAACAGCAGCAACAACAGGACAAAGCUCCGAGGUCGAAGAAACCCUCGGGAAAUCCGACCAACAAUCCGCCCUCUGGAAAAAGUCCUUCGAUUGCUACCACGCCCACGCCUGCCGCGGCGGUGCCUGCCACAACACCCCUCAGCGGUGGCACAGGUGGUUCGGCGGCCAGCUCUCCGGCACUCCUGAGAGAUUCCCCUCAGUACAAACCACCGGGCAGCGCGACUAGUUUGCUUCUGACGGCCAGCACGACACCGCCGAGUUUAGGAGGGACGGUGUACAGCAGCGGAGGCAGUAAUAGUAGUAUCUGGAGUCCAGCUGUCACGGAGAGCGGAGGAGGAUUCCCAGGUGACCAUCAGAGGCUAGUGUCGUCGUGGACGACGACCACUUCUCAGCAGCAGUGCUACCAAAAUUAUCCUUAUUACACCAAUAUGGAUUACCUCUCGCCAGCCGCCCAUCAACUAAACGCUGUGGACGGAGGGAGUAGCGCCUUGGACAAUACAUGGAGCAAAACAAGGGACGAGAACACUUCAGCCUGGUAUUUCAACAGCGCCGGCUGGGUCGACAGAAAGUGAAUAGAUAACGAACGAUAAGGCUUCGGUACAUAUCAUCGAC
Molecule: messenger RNA, 1068 nt
Organism: Hylaeus volcanicus
Lineage: Eukaryota; Metazoa; Arthropoda; Insecta; Hymenoptera; Colletidae
Gene: otd2
Product: homeobox protein otx5-B-like
Exons: 6
Coding region: 3-1028 (341 amino acids)
Biological process (GO): regulation of transcription by RNA polymerase II
Cellular component (GO): nucleus
Molecular function (GO): RNA polymerase II cis-regulatory region sequence-specific DNA binding; DNA-binding transcription factor activity, RNA polymerase II-specific
Source: RefSeq, a predicted model, not a curated record